AGUUGGAGCCGCGGCUGUGCCGCGCAGCCGGGAGCGACCGCCCGCUCUCGCGGGUUCCUUCUCGGCGUCGGGAAGUCGCCGGAGUUUUUUGUUUUUGUUUUUUUCUCCCCCUAAACGGUCAUCCAAUUUUAUAAUCCCAAUAACCUGAUCUCCCGCUCCUCCCCACCAGCCUGCCUCCGCCCUCGCUUUUUCCUUCCUCCCUCCCAUUUCCACCUCCUCGGCCCCCGCGGAGGGGAAACCCGGCCGCCGCCCGGGCAGGGGUGUCCGAGCCCGGGGCGCUGGGGGUGGGGCAUAGGCGGUGUCCUCCGUGUGCGCGGAGAAGCCCCGCCGCCUAGCAGCGCGCCGGGCCAUUCGCAUCACCAGGCAUCUUGUUCCCAAAUUAAACGUCCGCUGGGGGGACUUGGGCGGACGGACCUCCUCUCCGGCUCCUCCCGGUUCCCCCGCCCCAAGUCCGCCGGGGAGGCUGCCUGGCGCGGAGGCGGCGGCCGCAGGGGCCGAGGCAAUCUGUGGGCGACCGCAUCUGCCGGGGACUUUACCAUCAGUCCUCCAGGACUUGGGGAGAGAAAGCCCGUAGCUCCCCAUCCCCUACUGCUCCACCAUUUCGGACACCCCACAGGCACCCGAUUUGGUGUUCCGUCUGACUUCCAAGAAGGACUCGAGCUCCUCUCUGACUCCAGCUUGGGCAACCACCUGUCUUUGCCGUGGUGACCCGUUUUCCCAUGACCCUGCGGUGCCUUGAGCCCUCCGGGAAUGGUGCGGAAGGGACACACAGCCAGUGGGGGACCGCCGGGUCGGCGGAGGAGCCGUCCCCGGAGGCGGCGCGUCUGGCGAAGGCCCUGCGCGAGCUCGGCUACACAGGAUGGUACUGGGGAAGUAUGACUGUUAAUGAAGCCAAAGAGAAAUUAAAAGAAGCUCCCGAAGAAACUUUCUUGAUUAGAGACAGUUCACAUUCAGACUACCUACUAACAAUCUCUGUUAAAACAUCAGCUGGACCAACCAAUCUGCGAAUUGAGUACCAAGAUGGGAAGUUCAGGCUGGAUUCUAUCAUAUGUGUCAAGUCCAAGCUUAAACAAUUUGACAGCGUGGUUCACCUGAUUGACUACUAUGUGCAGAUGUGCAAGGAUAAGCGGACGGGUCCAGAAGCCCCCCGAAACGGGACCGUUCACCUUUACUUGACCAAACCGCUGUACACGUCCGCACCCUCCCUGCAGCAUCUCUGCCGACUCACCAUUAACAAAUGCACCGGGACGGUCUGGGGCCUGCCUUUACCAACAAGACUGAAAGAUUACUUGGAAGAGUAUAAAUUCCAGGUGUAAGUGUUUCUCUUUUUCUAAACAUGCCUCAUUUAGAGUAUCUCCAAAUGCAGCUAUGUAAAAGAGAACCAAAACUUGAGUGACUGCCCUGAAACACUGCACAGAAUCCUCGCUAAGAGCAGCUGAAGUCAGUCUAAUUUAAACCCGUGAAGCGUAAGCUAGGUAUUUAAAGUUCCCUUAGAUAGUUCCGCCUACCUGAGCAAUGCUUCCUUUCCUAAGGUUAACCAACACCGGUUGGCCCAUUUAAAUUCAAAAAAUAAAAUGUCCCAAAGUAAAGGCUGAGGGAGCAUUUUAUCAGAACACCUUGCCUUUCUGAAGUUCCUUUGCAUUAGGUCAAAGGUCUAAGCUCCAAGCUCCAAGCUCCAAACUCCAAACUCCAAGCUCCAAGCUCCAAGCACCCAUAGGUAGUAAAGAGCUCAGUACUUAAGAGAGAAACCAGGCUGACGCAGGCAUGACUUCAGUGCCGAAUGCCUGCUGGUCAGUCUGUUCUGGGAUGUUUUAUAUUUUGCAUCCUUGUGUACCGAGGAAUUUUGUUAAAAAGACUAUGCUUGUAUUUAUCCCUCCUUUUAUGCAAUUAACCAAACCAACCAAAACAAGUGACCAUGAAAUCCUGUAUUUGUCUUUUUACUACACGUAUGAACUCUCUCCAAUGAAUGAGUACUGUAGUAAUCUACUCUAAGGGAGCCUUAAUUCAGAAAUAUUUCAAACUGGUGCAAAUGGAAAAGAUUUUCUCUUUUCCUUUAAGGCUAAUGACAAGAAUGUUAUGCUAUACAGGUGCAAUUUAAUCCCUGUUUGUAGAAACCAAUGUA
Molecule: messenger RNA, 2122 nt
Organism: Octodon degus (degu)
Lineage: Eukaryota; Metazoa; Chordata; Mammalia; Rodentia; Octodontidae
Gene: Socs2
Product: suppressor of cytokine signaling 2
Exons: 3
Coding region: 720-1316 (198 amino acids)
Biological process (GO): intracellular signal transduction; phosphatidylinositol phosphate biosynthetic process
Cellular component (GO): phosphatidylinositol 3-kinase complex
Molecular function (GO): 1-phosphatidylinositol-3-kinase regulator activity
Source: RefSeq, a predicted model, not a curated record